Messenger RNA from Larimichthys crocea (large yellow croaker), 1663 nucleotides. RefSeq names its product cysteine-rich with EGF-like domains 1a (gene creld1a). The record is from RefSeq and is a predicted model, not a curated record. The transcript has 6 exons. The coding region runs from base 223 to 945 and encodes 240 amino acids. NCBI's taxonomy places the organism in Eukaryota, Metazoa, Chordata, Actinopteri, Sciaenidae. Gene Ontology annotation, molecular function: calcium ion binding.
UGUGAGGCUUGGGUAUGCUCCGCCCGCUCAGGAUGUGUAUUCAUAGUAUCCAAACACGAGUUGUCUAGAAGCGUGUCUCGGUUGUAUUUGCUGCGUUUAAAGUCUGAAGACGACUCAGAUCAGACUCUGUGGACGCACAUGGUGGAGUUCUUAUGACCUCAGCUUGCAAGCAUCAUUGAACAAACCUGGAUGUGACAUUUUGGAUGAUAUCUUCUGGACCUAAUGGGCAAGAUGGGAGUAAGGAUGCUUCAUAGGAACCUGCUGCAGGCUGCUUGGCUGUGUUUUCUAUUGGUGGUUCAAGUGCACAGCUGUCCAGACGCCUGCAAUAAAUGUUCAGGGGCAGAAAAUGACCAGUGUCAGGAAUGCAGAGCAGGAUGGACGCUCCAUAAUAACAGCUGUGUAGAUAUUGAUGAGUGUGGCACUGAGUUGGGUAUCUGUCCUGCGAACAGCUACUGCUUCAAUACAAAGGGUUCUUUUGAGUGCCGAGGCUGCGACCCGGCCUGUGUCGGCUGUAUGGGUAGUGGACCAGCACGCUGCAGGAAAUGUGCCUCUGGGUACACAAUGACAGGGUUCAAGUGUUUGGAUAUAGACGAAUGUAGUGACAGGGUGCUUGCCUGUCAUGGUCUGGAUGAGAUCUGUGUCAACACUGAAGGCUCGUUCCACUGCGACUGUGCUGAAGGCUACAUCCGCAGGGACGACGUUUGCGUGAAGAAGCAGCAACCUAGUGUUCAGGAGAAAGGUCUGUUUGAGGAUAUCCAGGAUGACGAGGUGGAGGUGCUGCAGCAGAUGUUUUUUGGUGUGAUACUUUGUGGUCUGGCCACACUGGCUGCUAAGGGAGAUAUGGUUUACACAUCUGUAUUCAUGGGAGCAGUGGCAGCCAUGGCAGGGUACUGGCUUUCUGACAGGGGAGACCGUUUGUUAGAGAGCUUUCUAAAGGGACGUUAAAGCUCAAAACAGCUGCAAAAAGAACUUACGUAUUUCAUAUGGCAGAUGCACAAAUGCAAGGCCUCGUGCAAUUACUGUACAGACAAAGCAGGUGAUUUUUUUGCACAUUGACUGGACUAUAUUUGUUAUCGAGAUGAAAUUAUAGAGAUAGAGAAAGAUGUUUAUGAAUAUCACACUUCUAUGUGUGUGAGAGAAAUUAUCAUGGCCACCUUGGAAAUGUGGAACUUUAUUCUUAAACCUUGUAAAUUCAAAGUCCACUUCCCAGCCCUAUCUGGAGCUUUACACUUGUAUUUUAUAGUCUUCAUCAGUGAAUUGAGUUGAUGUUACAAAUUACCCUUUUCAUUUCACAUUUUGACUUUUCAAAGUAGGAUAAGCACAGGUGUAACUGGCUCCAUUUUCUUAAGUGCCCUAGUAAGCCACAUCAGUGAGUAAAGCAUGCACAAUACAAAGUACCGGAAACUGGCCUCGCGUAAAUGCGAUGCAACCAUCAUUAAUGUUAUUAAUUCCACCUGUACAUUUCCUGUUUUGACAAGUCAAAAUGUCUGCUGGGUCUGUUGUAGAUUCAUUAAAUUAAUUUGAAUGAGUAUGUUUGUGUACAUAGACCAUGUAUUAGAGCUGCUUCUUAUACUGUAUCAGUAACACUGUAUUUGCACUAAUGUGUACAAUGUAGAAUAUAGUAACAUAGAACACCAAAAUAAAUAUGUCCAUUGCUAACAUA